AUGUGGGACACAUAUUUACACAAACACCCUAAAUUCACGGUGGACCAUUCGAACGGAGACGUGGCCGCCGAUUCAUAUCACAAAUACAAACAAGAUAUAGUACUGAUCAACUCAAUCAAAGUGGGUUUGUUCGCUCAUCCAAUUUAUUCAGAGGAAGGGGACUAUCCUUCAUUAGUUCGAAAAAGGAUUGAUGAUAUGAGCCGCAAUCAAGGUUUUGCCAGAUCUCGAUUACCAAGUUUUACCCCUGAAGAAGUUGCGAUGGUACGAGGUAGUUCGGAUUUCUUUGGUAUCAAUCACUACACCACAUACUUAAUGUCAAACUCAUCUAUGGAACCUGGUUGGACUGUUCCCUCUGUAGACCAUGACACGGGAGUAAAAAUUGAGCAGAGCAAAGAAUGGCCUAUACCAGGUGCCGAAUGGCUUUCAUGGUUAUAA
This is a messenger RNA of Danaus chrysippus (African queen), 435 nucleotides long. NCBI's taxonomy places the organism in Eukaryota, Metazoa, Arthropoda, Insecta, Lepidoptera, Nymphalidae. The record is from the annotation of a GenBank genome assembly.